UCUCAUCGCCCUGUCAGCAGUUUUCGCACUUAGCAAUGUAGGUAUAGGUGUCGUGGUCACAGUUCCCUGUCAGUCGUACUAGCGCCGCGUGUGAGACAGGUCGCGCCCGACCACCCGACGCCGCGACAGUAAACACGAUUAUCGCCCGGCUGCGGACACCCAUAGUGUGAUAAAAAUGAAAACAAUACCCCGACGGAUCCGCUUAGUGCCCGGUACCCUCAAAGUGUUAUUACAGUGAUUUAAAAUAACGCAUAUGGCUUAUCAUUUGGAGACUUGUGUGUCAACAGUGAUAACAGUGGCGGUGACAGCUAUUUCGGCGCAUUACAUCACCUGUUAAUUGGUCGAAUCUAUCAUUAUUGUAGCUAUCAAUCAGGGAUCGAGGGUAGUCGAGUCAGUAGCGCCUAAAAGGUGGAAGUGGCAGCACUUCUUUGUCGAAGGUGCUAGGAAAAUGCCAGUGUUCGGUUGCGAGAUGUUGACAUCGUCCGAGCUCUGCCCCAUGGGGUACGCUACGGCGCCCGAGUACAUGCUGCCGGGGCCUGCCGUGACCUGGGACAAGCCUCAGGAGAGGCAUAACUUCAGUUUCACGCAUAGGAGUCUGUCGGAAGAGCUGAGUCGCCCGCCAUUGGCAACCACGGUGUAUAACAAUAAUAGCGGAGACAGCGACAUGCAGCUAGAGACGAGCAGCAGCGAGGCGAGCGCCGGCAGCUCGGCGGCCGUCUCGCAGCACUGCGCCAUCUGCGGCGACCGCGCCACCGGCAAGCACUACGGCGCCAGCUCGUGCGACGGGUGCAAGGGCUUCUUCCGGCGCAGCGUGCGCAAGAACCACCUCUACACCUGCAGGUUCAGCAGAAAUUGCGUAGUGGAUAAGGACAAAAGAAAUCAAUGCAGAUAUUGUAGGUUAAGAAAAUGCUUUAAAGCCGGCAUGAAGAAAGAAGCCGUCCAAAACGAGCGAGACCGCAUCAACUGCCGCCGGCCGUCUUACGAGGAGCCCACGCAAGCCAACGGGCUCUCCGUUGUGUCCCUGCUCAACGCCGAGCUGCUCAGCAGGAAGGUCAUAGACGAGACCAUCAACGUGUCUGACGCGGAGAUCAACAAUCGCAAGCUAGCGAAGAUCAACGACGUGUGCGACUCCAUCAAACAGCAGCUGCUGAUCCUCGUGGAGUGGGCCAAGUACAUCCCCGCCUUCACCGAGCUCCACCUAGACGACCAGGUGGCCCUGCUGCGCGCGCACGCGGGCGAGCACCUGCUGCUGGGCUGCGCGCGCCGCUCGCUGCACCUCAAGGACGUGCUGCUGCUCGGCAACAACUGCAUCAUCGCCAAACACAACAUCGACGGGCGUAUGGACAUAGACAUCAGCAUGAUUGGAUUGCGAGUGAUGGACGAAAUCGUGAAACCGCUACGGGAGAUCGACAUAGACGACACAGAGUUCGCCUGCCUCAAGGCCAUCGUCUUCUUCGACCCUAACGCUAAGGGCCUAUCGCAACCGCAGAAGAUCAAGCAGCUCCGCUACCAGGUGCAGAUAAACCUGGAGGACUACAUCAGCGACCGGCAGUACGACGGCCGCGGCCGCUUCGGCGAGCUGCUGCUGAGCCUGCCGCCGCUGCAGAGCAUCACGUGGCAGAUGAUCGAGCAGAUACAGUUCGCCAAGUUGUUCGGAGUCGCACACAUCGAUAGCUUGCUGCAGGAGAUGCUUCUUGGAGGUGAGAUCAUUGCAACAAUUAGGACAGUUCGGCGCUUGACGAUAUUUUGCUCAGUUACUGCUGAGCCUGCCGCCGCUGCAGAGCAGCACGUGGCAGAUGAUCGAGCAGAUACAUUACUGCUGAGCCUGCCGCCGCUGCAGAGCAGCACGUGGCAGAUGAUCGAGCAGAUACAGUUCGCCAAGUUGUUCGGAGUCGCACACAUCGAUAGCUUGCUGCAGGAGAUGCUUCUUGGAGCUUGCUGCAAGAGAUGCUUCUUGGAGGUGAGAUCAUUGCAAGAAUUAGGACAGUUCGGCGCUGCCCGUUAUUUUGGAGAGCUGCUGCUGAGCCUGCCGCCGCUGCAGAGCAUCACGUGGCAGAUGAUCGAGCAGAUACAGUUCGCCAAGUUGUUCGGAGUCGCACACAUCGAUAGCUUGCUGCAGGAGAUGCUUCUUGGAGGCGCAUGCGCGGAGCCGUCCGCGGAGGCGGGGCCGGGCGCGUCGCCGCCGCCCGCGCAGGCGCCGGGCGCGGGCUCGCCGCCGCUCGUGCCGCAGCUGCCCGCCGCCGCCGCCGCCAUGUUCCCGCCCUUCAAGCAGGAGCCCAACAUGUGA
Cydia amplana is the source of this 2287-nucleotide messenger RNA. It is a transcript of the gene Hnf4, whose product is annotated as hepatocyte nuclear factor 4-gamma. Gene Ontology annotation, molecular function: nuclear receptor activity; nuclear steroid receptor activity; zinc ion binding. Gene Ontology annotation, cellular component: nucleus. The record is from RefSeq and is a predicted model, not a curated record. The transcript has 11 exons. NCBI's taxonomy places the organism in Eukaryota, Metazoa, Arthropoda, Insecta, Lepidoptera, Tortricidae. Bases 449 to 2287 code for a protein of 612 amino acids. Gene Ontology annotation, biological process: cell differentiation; regulation of transcription by RNA polymerase II; anatomical structure development.